AUGUUGGCGCGCCUGGGGCUUCCGUCGUCCAAGAAGAAAUACGAGGAGAGCAUUACGGGCGUGCACGCUUACCGUCAAAAGUACCAAGACGCGCUGCUCUUGCCCAAGCGGGAGCUCCAGAAUCUCGACCUCUCGCCGCCCAAGAGCAAGCGCCACCACUACCGCCACCGCCUCGAAGAUUCGGCGUCAACCAAACCCCACAAACCGAAAGAGCUCUCAAACGAAGAGAACGACGCGGUCUGGCGCCGAUGGAAGCAGCGCAAAGCCGACGUGCUCGCCAAGCAAAAGCAGGAGGACAACAACGUGCUUGCGAGCUUGGAAGCGCGCGCACCAAAGCCCGGCGACGACGAGGCCCAGUUUGAGCGCUGGAAGGAAAAGAAGCGCGAGACUGACCGCGCCGAGCGUCAGCGCAAGAAGGCCGAACAGGCCACGUGGGAUGCUAUGCUCGAACAAGACAAGGCGAAGCGACGAGAGCUGCUGCAAGAGAAAGCGCCGCCAGUAGCGUGCGCCGUCAAGACCAAGAAGAAGCUGCCCCAACCCGAGACUCUCUUGCACGUGCUCGAGAAGGUGCAAGCAUCGCCGUACAGCAAGCGGUUGCGCGGCCACACGAAGCCACCGGACGCAAAUGCGUCGGUGCUGCCUCUGAUUUUACAGAAGGCCCGGCCUCUCACAUCGACAAGCUCACUCAAAGUGCCAUUGGGACAGCUUGUAAGCGACCAAAGCGACGACGCCAGAGGGAUGCAAGCUACCAGCGACGACGACGACAACAAUGAGCAGCACGAGGAGAACGAGGGGCUGCCGACGCUCGUGGUGGCCGAGAGGAUACCGCGGCCGGCCACGUCGGCGAUGGCUGCGAGUAGUUCGAGUAGUAGUAGUACGCGCUAG
This is a messenger RNA of Saprolegnia diclina VS20, 885 nucleotides long. RefSeq lists its product as hypothetical. Lineage: Eukaryota; Oomycota; Saprolegniomycetes; Saprolegniales; Saprolegniaceae. The transcript has 6 exons. The record is from RefSeq and is a predicted model, not a curated record. Bases 1 to 885 code for a protein of 294 amino acids.